This is a messenger RNA of Diaporthe batatas, 795 nucleotides long. RefSeq lists its product as uncharacterized. The transcript has 5 exons. The coding region runs from base 1 to 795 and encodes 264 amino acids. The record is from RefSeq and is a predicted model, not a curated record. Lineage: Eukaryota; Fungi; Ascomycota; Sordariomycetes; Diaporthales; Diaporthaceae.
AUGGGCCAAGUACUGGGCAAGGUUGCUGUCCCCGUUCAGGAAGAGAAGGUGAAGGAGCCUGAAGGUCCCAAUUUCCCUGACUAUAUGCUCGACUCAAACGCUGUCACCUAUGACAAGGCAACAUGGCGAUACGGAGGACCACCAGACUACAGAGUCACCAGGCAGAUGUGGGCGAAUGAGAAACGCGCAAACCAUGGGGCCAAGUCUCUUGAGACACUGGUCGAGAACCUCGUCAAGAACUGGGAGAUCGAAGCGUCACAUAAGAUGGACGUGUCGGAAUGGCGAACUGUCGACCCGGAUAAAUACACCUUUUCCAUCAAUGGCGGACCACCUCAGGACGCGGAACACAUGCUGAAAGUUGGUACUUAUUCGGCGGUCAUAGCGCCAAACAAGUAUUACGGUGCCAACUCCACAUUCGACGAGAGCCACAAGACGUUCAGAGACAUGAUGCCGAACUUUGCGUGGGAAGUGCUCGAGGUGUACAGCGGCCCGCCGGUCGUGGCCUUCAAGUGGCGCCACUGGGGGUGGAUGAAGGGCGAUUAUGUCGGGAAAAAUGAAGAGGGAUCUACGGUGACCAUCAAAGCUCACCGCGGGAUCCUCGAUAUCCAAGGUGUGACAGUAGCAAAGCUGAACGACAAGUUCCAAGUGACGAGUCUCGAGACAUGGUUUGAUCCGACAGACAUGUUCAAACAGAUGCGGCCGUCGGACGAGACGAUGACAACGAGGCGGAUGGAGUGUCCCAUGGGGUACACGUCUGACAUGAAGGGGAUGGGCAGUAGGGGAGUUGGGCAUUGA